Messenger RNA from Akanthomyces muscarius, 1029 nucleotides. RefSeq lists its product as uncharacterized. The record is from RefSeq and is a predicted model, not a curated record. The transcript has a single exon. The coding region runs from base 1 to 1029 and encodes 342 amino acids. Lineage: Eukaryota; Fungi; Ascomycota; Sordariomycetes; Hypocreales; Cordycipitaceae.
AUGUUCAAGGACGAACUGAAGAAUUGCGAAGACGUCGUUACUAUUCCGAGUCAAGGAGCUGCGAUUCUGAGCUGCGAUCCGGGACGAGACAUGUGGAACACCGUCAUGGGCACAUUCACCAACAACAUCUCCGUCGUGCCGGCCGGACAGCUUUACUUGUACCGAUACAAUGACGAAACACUCCCGGCUCUCGUCCAGAUACGGCUGUCUGAUUACGCCGACGCCGCACGGUUCCACCCCCUGGGAAUAGAGUACCACGAGGCCAGCUCCACGUUGCUCGUCUCCAACCAUCACUUUGACGGGCCACGAAUCGAAAUAUUCAAGUUGGACAUUUCAUCACAUCCUCCAAUCGCGCACCAUAGCCGGACAAUGGAGAGCCCGCUCAUCAGGACACCCAACGCAAUAGUUGCGCUGAACGAGCACGAGUUUUAUUUCACGAAUGACCAUCGUUUUCAGAUACAGACGAGGCGGUAUUUCGCGAUGCUGGAAACAUACGCAGCUCUGCCGCUCGGCGAGAUUAUGCAUGUCAAGAUGCACCACAACUCGUCUGCGACCAUUCGCGCCGUUACUCACCUUGCGUACCCCAACGGGCUCGCCUUGCUAAACUCUUCAACGCUGGCCGUCGCAUUGACAGGCUCAUGUAAAGUGCAGCUGUUUAGCAUCAGGCCCGACCGGUCUCUUGUAUUCGCGGCCGAGGUUAAAACGCCGUUUAUGCCAGACAACCUGUCCUGUGACCAGAACGGGGUGCUGCUUAUCAGCGGGCACCCUCACCCGCCAACGUUGGAGCGCUUGGUGAAGCAUCGUCGGCGGUGCUUGGAAGCUGGUUUGCUCACGCCACAGCCUUGUGACGGAUCAAGGGCUCCGAGCGCUGUUAUUGAGUGGACUUGGGAGCGCGGAUUGGAGAAUUUGUAUCUAAGCGCUGCUGAAUAUGGUUCAAGCUCGGCUGCGGUGAGAGAUUCUGAGCUACAGGUAGGAAUCGUGACUGGGCUGUACGAGGAAGGAAUUCUCGUUUGGAAGAGCUCAAAAUAA